Molecule: messenger RNA, 5439 nt
Organism: Meleagris gallopavo (turkey)
Lineage: Eukaryota; Metazoa; Chordata; Aves; Galliformes; Phasianidae
Source: RefSeq, a predicted model, not a curated record
UUGUUUUGUUUGUUUUCUAGGAAUAUAUUGAUGACCCUUUCAUAUGGGGAAAGACUAAGCGUGUUCAUUAAGGUGUGACUUCAUUUCUCUUCAGAAAUUGUGCUUGCUUGGGAUCGUGUAAUACAGGUGUGUUCCCUAAAACAGGUGGUUUGUUGUUUUUUUUUUUUCUAAUUCUGAAGUUGUCUGUGCUCGCAAUAGUCAUGUCUCAGCAUCGAAGGAAAUGUUGCCAUAAGCUCUAUAUUUUUUGUAUACUGUCAGUUCAGACUUUCUGUGGAAAAGACAUUAGGUAGAUAAACUAUUUUAGUUCUUUGGGAUUUGGGCUUACUCAGUCAAUUGCAUAUUUCCUCUGAUUAAUAAUAGAACACUGUAGGUUAGAUCUAACUGUUUCUGAAAAUCUUAUUUUGAAUGAGUUUUAUUUAGUUUCACGUGAACUGAUAGAGGUCUGUGUUAGCUCUCAGUAGAAAGGUUCAUGAUGAGAAUUUUAAGUAGUUACGAGACUUUUCUGUUUUUUUUUUUUUUCUUAGUAUCUUCUGAAGUGCAUAGGUAGGUUUAACUGACAGAAGCAAUCAAAAUGGUUUGUGCUCCUAUUGUGAAUAUCCCCUUCAAACCUAUACUUUAAACCCCUUUUUCCCCCUCUGAAAAUAUCAUGAAGCUUGCCAAAUAAUAGCAAUGUCCUUUCGUAAGUAGGCAAAUUCUUGUGAAUUUCUUGUAGGUCUUGAUUAGUGAAGGUAGAAAAUUCAAGGAAAUAUGCAUUUCAGGGAGGCAAGUUAGUUGUGAGGAAACAGGAAGAGCUGUCUUUUAAACCAGGAUUUAGCCAGUGUUGAAAGACAUUCCACGUUUUCAGUAUGGAUGCUAAAAAAGACAAAAUCUGAAAGUAGCUCUAGUUAAAGCUGUUUCACACACUUGACCAGAGAUACUAAGCUCAUUGUUUAAAUCCUGUUUUAUCAAUAUAUAAUAACUGUAGAGGCACAGCCUUUAAAGAACUAACAUACACAGAUUUGUACUGUAAUCUGAGACUUGCAGAACACUUAUCAGCUUUGUGGCAUUAUGCAGAAUGGAAUAUUGUGAAUAAAUUCUUCCUUAAAUCUGGCCAACACAAAUGCACUUCUAGCAGUUGGUAGAUGGGUAAUGUUUUAAAUUAAGGCAUUAUUAAUGUGGCUGCAUGCCAAAACAGUUAGUUCGGUAUUUGAACACCAUUCCAAACAUUCCUUCUGCAUAUUCAAUUGAAAUUCUCGGUGAUGUCAUUGUUUAAAGCACAAGUGUUGCUUUUUGGAAUUUUAAAUUUUUAUUCUACUUUGUGUUAUGUGGUGGUGGCCUGUAUCAGUGUACUUCGUUAACUACAUCUAACAGUACAGCCUUCAGAUUUUUUUUUUUUCCUGACAAAAUUCCUAGGAUCUUUCAGAGGAAAGUAGUUUUCUUAGGAAGAAUAAUAGCAUUGAUGAACUUUGCUAGUACAGACUUCUUUAUGAACGUAAGGAUACAGUUCUCUGUUACGGGGGCCAUUGAACCCUGGAACAUAUUGCCCAGGGUGGUUGUGAAGUCCAUCCGGGCAAAUGCUCUAAAGCCAUCUCGAUCUGGUCCUGUGUAACUGGCUUUAGGUGACCCUGCUUGAGCAGAGGAUUGGACCAGAUUACCAUUAGGGACCCAUUCCAACUCCAACCAUUCCGUAACUUGCAGUUUGCAUGCUGCCUAAAACAAAUGCUCAUAGAAAGCCUAUAGAGGUUGAGAUGAAAUUAGAUUUAUUAGUUCAGAUCUUAAAAUUUGGGUAUUCCAAAUAAACUUCUUAGCACAUGGAGGCUCUGUUGGAAACAUUGGGCAUUUUCCUCUGUCUUCUACAGGAGAAUUUAGUCCUUUGUGGUUGCACCAGCCUGUGUAGGCCUUAACAUACAUAGUAUGACACCAUACUGGUAGUGAAUCAGAAGUCAAUGCAGAGAUGAGAAGUUAUUUAGUGUGGAAGGUUCUGUUAUUUUCUAGCUUUAUGAGGCCUUACAUCAGGAUAAAAGUGUUAUGAAUGCAAAUUUAUAUCUUAAUUCCUCUGCUGGAUGACAGUUUCAUGUUUAACCAAUAUUUAUCUGCGUAGGAAUGGCAUAACUGUGAGCAUCUCUCUGCUAUCUGUUUGAAGAGGACACUGUUGGGGGGCCCAGGUAUUUCUUUUAUAUUUUAUAGUUGUAGAGGUGUCCGGACUCUGUAAUGGUCAAAGAUUUCCAGUAGAAGAGGAUGAGACAAGAACUGAAUGCAUGUGGGAGACUCUGGACCUAGGUGCUUCAUGCUUUUGAUGCUAGCUGGGAGGGAACUUGAUAAACAUUUUCACAAACUUUUCAUAGGAAAAAACAGAUUUGUGGGUCUAUACUUCCAGACAGAAUCUUUACAGACAGAAAAUUCUGAAUAUGGCUUGACUUGAUCUUGGCAGUGUUUCUAAUGAGUGUCCCAUGGACUGUAUCGAGGUCAGGGGGUUCUACUCUAGCACUGAAGAGCAGAAGCCUGAGCAGCAAGCUGAUAUCAGUGAAAACAUUUCUUCAUUGUUCUCUUUAAAAGAGCAACAGAAAAUGAGUGAGUAUUCUGGACUUGCAAGUAACCAUAGCCAGAUGAUUGCUGAAGAUUCUGAAAUUCAGCCAAAACCAGAACACUCUCCUGAAGUUCUUCAGGAAGAUAUUGAGAUGAGCAGUGGAUCCAGUGGAAAUGACUUCAGUGGAAAUGAGACGAAUGAAAACUACUCCAGUGGACAUGAUUCUCAUGGCCAUGAGUCUGAUGAAAAUGGGAAAGAUUCAGCAAUGCUCAUGGAAUCUUCAGACUGUCAUAAAAGUUCAAGCUCAAAUGCAUUUAGUCUGAUGAUUGCAAACUCUGAACACAAUCAGUCUAGCAGUGGAUGCAGCAGCGAGCAGUCUACUAAAGCCAAAACACAAAAGGAAUUGUUGAAGACAUUACAAGAGCUGAAAGCUCACCUUCCUGCUGAAAAGAGAAUUAAAGGCAAAUCUAGUGUCCUAACAACAUUGAAGUAUGCCCUUAAAAGCAUUAAACAAGUUAAAGCCAAUGAGGAAUAUUACCAAUUGCUGAUGAUUAAUGAAUCCCAGCCUUCUGGACUCAAUGUGUCAUCUUAUACAGUGGAAGAAGUUGAGACUAUAACCUCAGAAUACAUCAUGAAAAAUGCAGAUAUGUUUGCUGUAGCUGUAUCUUUGAUUACUGGGAAAAUUGUGUACAUCUCUGAUCAAGCUGCUUCGAUUCUUCGGUGUAAGAGGGGUUAUUUUAAAAAUGCCAAAUUUGUGGAGUUAUUGGCACCUCAGGAUGUCAGUGUUUUCUAUACUUCUACUACCCCAUACAGAUUACCAUCUUGGAAUAUUUGCAGCAGAGCUGAGUCUUCCACCCAGGAUUGCAUGGAAGAGAAAUCUUUUUUCUGUCGCAUCAGUGCAGGAAAGGAGCGUGAAAAUGAGAUUUGCUAUCACCCAUUUCGGAUGACUCCUUACCUUAUCAAAGUACAAGAUCCAGAAGUAGCAGAGGACCAACUUUGCUGUGUGCUGCUUGCAGAAAAAGUGCAUUCUGGUUAUGAAGCACCCAGAAUUCCUCCAGACAAAAGAAUUUUUACAACAACGCACACACCAACCUGUUUGUUCCAGGAUGUAGAUGAGAGAGCUGUACCUCUGUUGGGAUACCUACCUCAGGAUUUAAUAGGAACACCAGUUUUGGUGCAUCUUCACCCAAAUGACAGACCCUUAAUGCUAGCAAUUCACAAAAAAAUACUUCAAUAUGGUGGUCAGCCUUUUGACUAUUCACCAAUCAGGUUUUGCACUAGAAAUGGAGAUUAUAUAACCAUGGACACGAGCUGGUCCAGUUUCAUCAAUCCUUGGAGUCGAAAGGUUUCAUUUAUCAUUGGAAGACACAAAGUUAGGACGGGUCCCUUAAAUGAAGAUGUUUUUGCUGCUCCCAACUAUACAGAGGACAGAAUUCUUCACCCCAGCGUUCAGGAGAUCACAGAGCAAAUAUAUCGGCUAUUACUACAGCCUGUGCACAACAGUGGAUCCAGUGGCUAUGGAAGUCUAGGUAGCAAUGGCUCACAUGAACACUUAAUGAGUGUGGCAUCCUCCAGUGACAGCACAGGAAAUAAUAAUGAUGACACACAAAAGGAUAAAACAAUAAGUCAAAAUGCCCGUAAGGUCAAAACUAAAGGACAGCAUAUUUUCACUGAGAAUAAAGGAAAACUAGAACAUAAGAGAGAACCUUCUGCAGAAAAACAAAAUGGUCCUGGUGGUCAGGUGAAAGAAGUGAUCGGAAAGGAUACCACAGCUACAGCUACUCCUAAAAAUGUGGCUACUGAGGAGUUGGCAUGGAAAGAACAACCUGUAUAUUCUUACCAACAGAUUAGCUGCUUGGAUAGUGUCAUCAGAUACUUGGAGAGUUGUAAUGUGCCUGGUACAGCAAAAAGAAAAUGUGAACCUUCAUCAAGUGUGAAUUCUGGUGUUCAUGAGCAAAAAGCAUCUGUUAAUGCUAUACAACCCUUAGGAGACUCUCCUGUGUUGAAGGCAUCUGGUAAAGCAAGUGGUCCCCCUGUAGUUGGUGCUCACUUAACUUCUUUGGCCUUACCUGGCAAACCUGAAAGUGUUGUAUCGCUCACAAGUCAGUGCAGCUACAGUAGCACCAUUGUUCAUGUUGGAGACAAAAAAACACAACCUGAAUUAGAAAUGAUAGAAGAUGGUCCAAGUGGAGCAGAACUCUUAGAUAGCCAACUUCCAGCCCCUCCAUCCAGCUCUACGCAUGUAAAUCAGGAAAAGGAGUCAUUUAAAAAACUGGGACUUACAAAGGAAGUCCUUGCAGUGCAUACACAAAAAGAAGAGCAAAGCUUUUUGAAUAAGUUCAAAGAAAUCAAGAGAUUCAAUAUUUUCCAGUCCCACUGCAAUUACUACUUACAGGAUAAACCUAAAGGAAGGCCUGGUGAACGUGGUAUGGCAAUGGUUUUUUUGUCUUUGUGUAUGAAGUGAAUCCUGUUGAGAGGACACUUGCAUUUUUAACAGAGUUGGGGAGCCACUGUGAACAGUGGCAGUCACAUGCUAUGUUUAAGUCCAUAUAAGAAUUCUGGUGACAGCCUUGCCUUGAAGAUUGGGUGGAAUAUAGCUUUAAAUAUGAUAAUUAAUGUUUCAGUAGCUACUAAUGUUCUAGUUAUCGGUUCAUAAUAUUAUUGUUAUGCAUCUACUUUCAAAAGACAAAUACCACUUCAAAAUGUUUUCUCCUGUCCGUUCUUGUAUUCUCUUGCUUUUCUGUACCUUCUGCUUUCCGUCUUUGAGUGCUUUUUUCCAGCUUUUUUUGUUUACAGCCAGUUACUCCCAUUUCACUAUUGUGUCAUUGGUGAAACAAUCUAACUGUAUGGUUGCCAUGAAGUUAAUGUCAGUGGGGGAUGGAAGUGGAACAGGCUAUCUGUAACAGUGAGGUUGUUUUUUUUUUGUUUUGUUA